AUGAAGAACGACGAUUACUCCGAUGUAGUUAUGGCUGCUCUCCAUGUACUUGAGGAAAGUGGCUGUUUACCAAAGAUAGAAAAAGAAAACAAAUGUGAGCAUAGAUCUGAUAAAUAUCGGGAAGAAGGUAAUAUAGCAUUUAAAGUAGGAAAUUUAAACAGAGCACUAGAAUUUUACAAUAGAGCUCUGAUGUUUGCGCCGAAAAAUUCAAGAGCCAUAAAACUUGCUUAUAGCAACAGGUCAGCAAUCUUAUUUAAAUUGAAACAAUUUAGAGCUUGCUUAAUUGACAUAGAAACUUGUUAUAAACUGGGUUGCCCCACAGACAUUCAAAGUAAGCUUAUUAAGAGGAAAAAGGAAGCUACAAAAAGAAGUGAAAUGGAAAAUAUGUCUGCUAAUAAUUUGCUUACUGGUUUCAUUAAAGAUUGUUUUAAGUUUGAUUUUAAAAGCAAUACUCCCAUUCCUUGCGCCAGUUCUGACAUAGAAUUUAUAAAAGGAGAUGCUUUUAAAGUAGUUGCAGCAAAAGAUAUUAAAGUGGGAACUCCCCUAGUUUUAGAAGAUUCGUUUGUAAGUUAUAAUAGCGAGGAAAAUGUACCAUUUUCUUGCCAUUACUGCCACAAAAUGUCUUUGAACCUAAUACCAUGUGAAGGUUGUUGCUUAGUUUUGUUUUGUAGUGAAGAAUGCAAAGAAAUGUGCUUAAAAGAGUAUCAUAACAUCGAAUGUCAAAUUAUGGAUGUUAUUCAAAGCAUAGCUUAUUUAACUAAGACGAAAUUGAUGAUAAAAGGCACUUUGAAAUUUGUCCAAAUGUGUGGGUCAUGGAAAAAAGUGAUUUCAUCUUCGCAUUGCACUGGUUGUGACAGGAUACGCAUCAGUUCAGAACAGGAAAUGUACGAUGUCAAAAAUAAGUUCUCGGUACUAAAUUUUAAAAAUAAUCGGCUCUUUGUACAUGGAUCAAUGUAUUCGGAUAGUUUUGUAUGUGCUGCUGUUAUUUAUUAUUUAGAAAAAAUAUCUUGCUAUUUGCCUCGGUCAUUUGAUGAAAGGAAACUUGCAAAGAAAGCAUUGGCAAGAAUCAUGAUGUACUUUUGCCUUUACGCUCCCCUCACAUCAGUUAAUCUCCAUGUAACAGAUAUCAUAAAUAAAAAAACGUUUUUUAAUCCAAUUUCAAAUUACGGAUGGUAUCCUUUAAUUGGUAAAUUAAAAGAUUCUUGCAGCCCAAAUGUACUUGUUAUCAAUUUAAAUAAAAAAAUGUUGUUGAUUGCGUUGAAGCCUAUAAAGAAGGGAUCAGAGUUAACUGUUUCUUACAUGGGCCAUUAUUUAGUAUAUAGUGAUGAACCUUUUGCAAGAAAUUGUUUGUCAUUCAAACUGUUUGAGAAUGUUUGUAACUGCAUUAUAUGUACUGGUGAAUGGAAAUCACAGAGAAAGCAAUUUGCAUCGACAGUAAAACAACUUGACUUACAUAAAGAAAUUUUUUUGUAUGAAAACAUAGGUAACUUCAACAUGGGAAUUCCCAAUUUAUUUCAAAAAAUAUGCAGUGCGCUCGCUCGUCUUAGCGGAGUACUUUUCUCAGAAGAAUAUGUGCAGGUUUUCAAAAAUUUCUUCGAAUUUAUAUCGGUAUAUCAAGAAAUGGUAUGCUCUAAUGUAAGUCUCUUAAAGUUACGUCCAUAG
Messenger RNA from Parnassius apollo (apollo), 1662 nucleotides. The record is from the annotation of a GenBank genome assembly. NCBI's taxonomy places the organism in Eukaryota, Metazoa, Arthropoda, Insecta, Lepidoptera, Papilionidae.